GAUCGUGAUUGGUAUGGAAAAACUUUCUUCUUUUUGUCUGCUACCUUAUCUGAUUCAUAUAUUAUCAGCUGCCUGUUAGCAUUCAUCAGUAUCAAGUCCAGCUAAACAUGUCAAACUUUGUGCAGGAUUUUGGAGAAGAUGAACAUCACAGCACUGUCGUCUCGCAGUCGUCUAACGAGAGUCCGAAUCCUCUUGAACAUCCUAUCCCCACAAAUCCUGAUGCGGAAGUGGUAGCCCUGUCGCCGAGGACUCUAAUGGCAACUAACAGGUACUUAUGUGAAGUCUGUCAUAAAGGAUUUCAACGAGACCAGAACCUUCAGCUGCAUAGGAGGGGACAUAACUUGCCUUGGAAGCUAAAGCAAAGAACAAAUACUGAGGUGAUGAAGAAAAGGGUUUAUGUAUGUCCUGAGCCAAAUUAUGUUCAUCAUCAUCCGAGCCGUGCUCUAGGCGACUUGACCGGCAUUAAGAAGCAUUUCUGUAGGAAGCAUGGAGAGAAGAAAUGGAAGUGUGAUAAGUGCUCUAAACGAUAUGCUGUUCAAUCAGACUGGAAGGCACACUCGAAGAUCUGCGGUUCCCGUGAAUAUCAUUGCGAUUGUGGCACGAUUUUUUCGAGGAAGGACAGCUUCGUCACACAUAGAGCCUUCUGCGAUGCACUAACGGAGGAAACUUACAAGGUGAACCGUAACUAUGCUACCACAGGAGGAAUUUCGCCACAAGAGACGAUGCCUAGUUCCGAUUCAUGUUCCAAUGCCAACACAAAGACGAACCUGUCGAUUUCGAACGAGAAAAUGAACAUGUCCAACAACAAUUUAAAUCAAACGUUCAAUCCAGGAACAUCCCUGUCUUCUACUUUUGCAAUAGGGUCUGCUUAUACAUCCGCGACGGCCUUGUUACAGAAAGCUGCAGAAAUGGGUGCUAAGAUCAGUGAUACUACAAUCGCCCCGGUACUAUUCCGAGGUUUUACCGGAUAUUCUACCAGUACCAUCAUCUCAACCGUGAUGGUCCAAGACGGUUCUUCCAUGGUUGGUAGUCACAUAGAAACGAAUGGUGCCAGCACCAAUGUCCUGUGUCUGGGAGAAGAAACAUAUAACAAAAGAUCUCACAAUACUCUUGCUCCGACCGCCUUGUUCCAUACUCAUUUUCUACAGGCAGAGAAUGGAAAAUCUGCGAAUCUGUUGGGAGAAAUGUACAUGGAAGGCGGCGAAAAAACGACGGUCAAUUUCUUAGGUGUGGAGCCAACAGGGGAUCAGAAUGUGGAUACAGAAAGAAGGUAUGACGGAAACGUAAUGAACUUAGGGUACUCCAAUGAGCAGCAACAGCUAAAUCUGAACAAUUUGCAUGCAAACUGGUAA
Molecule: messenger RNA, 1352 nt
Organism: Hibiscus syriacus
Lineage: Eukaryota; Viridiplantae; Streptophyta; Magnoliopsida; Malvales; Malvaceae
Product: protein indeterminate-domain 12-like
Exons: 3
Coding region: 108-1352 (414 amino acids)
Cellular component (GO): nucleus
Molecular function (GO): DNA-binding transcription factor activity
Source: RefSeq, a predicted model, not a curated record